AUGUCUAGUGGCGAAAGUGUAUCAAGAGGUCAGAAAAGACGGAGAGAAGACAGAUCUGCUCAGGAAAGUCUUUCUCUUUCUAGUAUUAAAAAUUAUUUUGACAAAAAGUUUGAAGAUAUCCAAACAAAGUUUGAAAAGGAUAAUCACAAACUAGCAAAGAAAUUCAAAAAGGAACCAGAACUUUCUUUUAAGUUUAAGGGGAACAAAAAACAAUACGAGUUUAAUGAAUCUAUUCGACGUGACCUUGAGACGUUGGGAGAUCUGAUAAGACAAGGCUCAAAGCACAGAUCUACAAAAAUGUUACAGGAGAUAGGUGGAGUACCGUCGACGAAUACAUCUCAGAUGACCUGGCUAGCGACUCCGCAGACGAGCGAAAAAUUAAAGCUGCUGAAAAUCGUGCCAUCAGAAAAAAGCAAAACACAUUUAAUCGCACCAGAAAAUCAAAGUUUUCGGAUGUAUCGUCAACAAUCUCCAAAGCUCCAGAUAAAAUCCAGUUUCGGAAUGCUGAAUCAGACUUCAGACGAGUUGUUCACCCCAGUGCGACUAGCUUCAAGCCAACAGGAACUUGCUUCAGCUGCGGAAAAAACGGACACUGGCGAAAAUACUGCCCCGAAGCUAAAAGAUAAAAGUACAUUUAAAGAUAAGUUAAUAUUUCCUUUAAUUUCGUCUAAAACAUGUAAAUCAAAAUCCAAUAAUAAAUUUGAAAGUGUAAAAGGCAAUUUAAAAAACAAAAUUCCCUUUUGGGAAUCCAUAAAAGCGAACAGAACAAUUAUAGAUAUCCUAAAACAUGGCUAUAAAAUUCCAUUUUUCUCAACCCCGGAAAAAGCGCAUUUUGAAAAUAAUAGAUCAGCUCUCAUGGAAAAAGAAUUCGUUACUGCUUCAAUAAAAGAACUGCUUGAGAGUGGAAGGAUUCGGGAAACUGCAUUCACUCCUCACGUGGUAAACCCAUUAUCCGUUUCUACUCAAGGUAAUGGUAAAAAACGCCUUAUCUUGGAUUUAAGACAUGUAAAUAAGCAUAUAUAUAAAGACAAAGUAAAAUUUGAUGACUGGAGAGUCAUGGAAGAUACUUAA
Molecule: messenger RNA, 1071 nt
Organism: Hydractinia symbiolongicarpus
Lineage: Eukaryota; Metazoa; Cnidaria; Hydrozoa; Anthoathecata; Hydractiniidae
Exons: 2
Coding region: 1-1071 (356 amino acids)
Source: RefSeq, a predicted model, not a curated record